Gossypium raimondii (Peruvian cotton) is the source of this 1734-nucleotide messenger RNA. Its product is annotated as probable WRKY transcription factor 9. The transcript has 5 exons. Gene Ontology annotation, molecular function: sequence-specific DNA binding; DNA-binding transcription factor activity. The record is from RefSeq and is a predicted model, not a curated record. The coding region runs from base 139 to 1467 and encodes 442 amino acids. Gene Ontology annotation, biological process: regulation of DNA-templated transcription. Lineage: Eukaryota; Viridiplantae; Streptophyta; Magnoliopsida; Malvales; Malvaceae.
UCCCAUCCAACCAUUAAAACAAGUCUAUUACUCACACGUCCUUGUGGAAAGGGAAUUGACUUUGGAGGCAGCAUUUUAAGAGAAAAUAAGGGACUCGAUGAUGUUGAGGAAAUAAACUUAACAGAUCAAAAUUGGGAAAUGGAGAUGGAUCUGUCCCUCAAAAUAGAUUCCAAGGAAAAAGAAGAAGAUAUGGAAGAAUCAAUGGAUUCUAAGAUGCAAGUAGAGGAAGCAGAAGCUGCUGAAGAUAAAGAGGUCACAUCAAUGGCUGCCGCAGGUGAAGUAGAAGAUGUUGAUGCACCAUUAGAAUUGUCCUUGCAGGGAAACAACAAAACACACGAGUUGUCUGUCUUACAACUGGAGAUGAAUCGAAUGAAAGAAGAGAACAAAGAGUUAAGGAAAGUGGUUGAGAAAACCAUGCAAGAUUACUAUGAUCUUCAGAUGAAGUUUGCUGUUAUUCAGAAAAACGACCAUAAGCAGGAUCCUCCAAUCUUUCUUUCACUGAAUGGAAAUGGAAAUGGAAACGGAAACUCAAGUCAAGACCAGCAACCUAUUCAAAGAAACUUAAACAUUGGCAAUCACCAAAAACAUGGACCAUCAGAAGGUGAUCAUAAUGAUGAAAAGAACGAAGAAGAACUAGGGCUGUCACUAAGGCUACAAAUCAGUUCCAGUCAAAGAGAGAGAGAGGAAGAACACAAUAAGGAGGGAAGUGAAGAAACCCCAAAUGUUGCAUCAGAGCAAAACAAGCUUCAACCAACUUGUUUAUCAGCAAUCACAAGCCAUGCUGUUUCCCCACCCAAUAGGAAAGCUAGGGUUUCUGUUAGAGCAAGAUGUCAAACGGCAACGAUGAAUGAUGGGUGCCAAUGGAGGAAAUAUGGUCAGAAAAUCGCUAAGGGAAACCCUUGCCCUCGAGCCUACUACCGUUGCACGGUAGCACCAGGCUGCCCCGUCAGGAAACAAGUGCAACGAUGCCUGGAGGAUAUGUCGAUUCUGAUUACAACCUAUGAAGGAACUCACAAUCACCCACUCCCCGUGGGUGCAACAGCAAUGGCUUCAACAGCUUCAGCAGCAGCAGAUUCCUUUAUGUUCCUGGAUUCAAGCAACCCUCUCUCUAAUGGUAUCCCAAACUUGAGCCAAGCUUCUUUGCCUUACCAAAACCAUCCUCAUCUAAUGAAGUCUCAUAGGAACGUGAUGAACUUUACCGACCCUUCAAAAGGAACCAUUCUCGACCUCACAAACAACCGCCAUGUCAAUCAUCACUUCCCAACGGCUAGCUCUUCGAGCUCCCACCAUCCAUCACCAGCGUUCCCGUGGAUGCCAAGCAGAUUAAGCAAUGGAACCAGCUCCAGACAAUGGAAAUCUCAAGAAGAUAAGUCACUAGCUGAGAAUGUAACAGCAAUCGCUUCAGAUCCUAAAUUUAGGGUUGCAGUUGCGGCUGCCAUUACAUCUCUAAUAAAUAAAGAAAGCUAACCCAUCCCUCCUCCAAUUGCGUCAUCAUUCAUUGCCAUUGCCAUUGCCAUUGCCAUUGCCAUUGGUAACAACAAUUGGGCACUCGUGGAAGCUGGUUGGCCCAUUCAAAAUUACUUAUAAUUACUUGGGCUAUAAUACUUUGUGCUUCUUUACUUGUAAAUUAACUUUAAAGGCCGAUUGAAGAGUACAUAAAAAGGCAAUGUACUUUUUAUGUAUCUUGUCUGGAUUUGGUUUUUCUCUAUUUAAUAUAUAAGGUUGUUUUUUUUA